AUGCCAACCCCGAACAUGUCCACGUCUGCAGCCAAAGGCUUCCGCAGGGCGGUGUCGGAGCUGGACUCCAAGCAAGCUGAGGCCAUCAUGUCUCCGCGGUUCAUUGGUAGACGUCAAAGCCUCAUUGAAGAUGCCAGGAAGGAAAGAGAGGCUGCAGCUGCAGCCACUGAUGCUGCAGAGUCUACAGAGACCAUUGUCUUUGAGGAGAAGGAUGGGAGAGCCAUGCUGAACCUCUUCUUCAUGCUCAAGGGAGCAAAGACUUCACCACUGUCCCGUGCACUUAAGGUAUUUGAGACCUUUGAAGCUAAAAUUCACCACCUGGAGACCAGGCUUAGCCGAAAGCCCCGUGAAGGGACAGCUGAACUGGAGUACUUUGUGCGCUGUGAAGUCCACAGCUCUGACCUCAAUACUUUCAUUAGCUCCAUCAAGAGGGUAGCAGAAGACGUGAGGACCACUAAGGAGGACAAAUUUCACUGGUUUCCCAGAAAAAUCUGUGAAUUGGACAAGUGCCACCAUUUGGUCACCAAGUUUGACCCUGACUUGGACCUGGAUCACCCGGGCUACUCUGACCAAGUAUAUCGCCAGAGAAGGAAAUCGAUAGCAGAAAUUGCUUUUCAUUAUAAGCAUGGGGACCCGAUCCCUCGUGUGGAGUACACGGCGGAGGAGGUCGCUACCUGGAAGGAAGUGUACAGCACUCUGAAGAGCCUGUACCCCACCCAUGCCUGCAAGGAGUACCUCGAAGCUUUCAAUCUGCUGGAGAAAUUCUGCGGCUACAAUGAGAACAACAUCCCUCAGCUGGAGGAGGUCUCCCGCUUCCUGAAAGAGAGAACCGGCUUCCAGCUCCGGCCGGUGGCCGGCUUGCUGUCCGCGCGGGACUUCCUCGCCAGCCUGGCCUUCCGUGUCUUCCAGUGCACGCAGUACAUCCGCCACGCGUCCUCGCCCAUGCACUCCCCCGAGCCGGAUUGCUGUCACGAGCUGCUGGGGCAUGUCCCGAUGCUGGCCGACAAGACUUUUGCCCAGUUCUCUCAGGACAUUGGGCUGGCGUCUCUGGGAGCAACUGAUGAAGAAAUUGAGAAACUUGCAACGCUUUACUGGUUUACAGUGGAGUUUGGGCUCUGCAGACAGAAUGGGAUAGUCAAAGCCUACGGAGCCGGGCUCCUGUCUUCCUACGGGGAGCUCAUACACUCCUUGUCAGAUGAACCAGAGGUGCGGGAUUUCGACCCCGAUGCUGCUGCCGUUCAGCCCUACCAGGACCAGAACUACCAGCCUGUAUAUUUUGUGUCCGAGAGCUUCAGUGAUGCCAAAAGUAAACUGAGGAGCUACGCGGCACACAUCAAGCGGCCCUUCUCAGUGAAAUACGAGCCCUACACCCACAGCAUCGAGCUCCUGGACAGCCCUCAGACGAUCUGUCACUCCCUGGAGAGUGUAAGGGAUGAGCUUCACUCGCUGAUUAACGCGCUGAAUGUUAUCAGUUAA
Chroicocephalus ridibundus (black-headed gull) is the source of this 1476-nucleotide messenger RNA. RefSeq names its product tyrosine hydroxylase (gene TH). Gene Ontology annotation, biological process: dopamine biosynthetic process from tyrosine. Gene Ontology annotation, molecular function: tyrosine 3-monooxygenase activity; iron ion binding. Gene Ontology annotation, cellular component: cytoplasm; perikaryon; axon. The transcript is spliced from 13 exons. The record is from RefSeq and is a predicted model, not a curated record. Lineage: Eukaryota; Metazoa; Chordata; Aves; Charadriiformes; Laridae. The coding region runs from base 1 to 1476 and encodes 491 amino acids.